AUGGAAAAGAGUGUUGCGAUAAAAAAUUCUUCUGUUAACAUGGCAAGCAACCUUCAAAGUUUGUGCUUUCAGCAAUGUUCAUCUAGAAAGAACAUCGUUUGGAAAGAUAUAAAUCAUGUUUUGUAUGUUCCAAAAACGUCAUUUCAAACUCAUAAAACUGGACGUUGUAAGUCUUUAAAGAUUGUACACUUGUUGCAUCAACUUUGCCAUAAAGUUUUAGCAAUUUUCAAAUUAAAUGCUGCAUAA
Messenger RNA from Clunio marinus, 246 nucleotides. The record is from the annotation of a GenBank genome assembly. Lineage: Eukaryota; Metazoa; Arthropoda; Insecta; Diptera; Chironomidae.